Messenger RNA from Sphaerodactylus townsendi, 4481 nucleotides. It is a transcript of the gene ADAMTS8, whose product is annotated as ADAM metallopeptidase with thrombospondin type 1 motif 8. The transcript is spliced from 9 exons. Lineage: Eukaryota; Metazoa; Chordata; Lepidosauria; Squamata; Sphaerodactylidae. Gene Ontology annotation, biological process: extracellular matrix organization; proteolysis. Gene Ontology annotation, molecular function: zinc ion binding; metalloendopeptidase activity. The record is from RefSeq and is a predicted model, not a curated record.
UGUGGAAUAGUGAGAGAGAUCAAAAAUAAACCUCUUAUGUCAAAGCAGGGGGAAGAAAGUAUAAAUACAGAGAUCUCUGCUGCCGGCUUUGGUGCUUCAAAGUCUUUGGAAGGAGUUACCCAGGGAGAGGGAGAGAGAAAGAGAGAGAGAGAGAGCUUCCUAGGAAGAAACUCUCAGAGAGAAGAAGGGCAAGGAAAGGGAGAGAGACAGAUAUGAGAAUCCCCCCAUCGCCUUUCAGCUCAACGCGCUUUUCCAAGUAGACAACUCGUCUUCUUUUAUUUUUUGGCUGGGGCUGUUAGAAUUUCACGUCACCCUGACAUCUUCCUUGGACCAGUGGAGAUCGGGUACCAGAAGAAAGUCCAGAGCCAGUCUCUCGGUAGAAGGAUCUUCUCCAACUCUCCCUGCACGCCGGGCAAACCGCUGCUAAACUUGGCAAAAUAAAGCUCCACUCUCUCUCUCUCUUCCUUUCUCAUCCGGCUUUGUUCUCUUCCCUGUCAAAUUGCAUCUAGCCUUUGGAAGCGUGGUUGUAUCUUCCCUUCGCCCCGUCCCCCAAGCCUUCAUUUUGCACAUUUCUCCUAAAGCAGCUGGGAGUUUGCAUCUCCCGCUGUGCCUGCUGCUCUCUUUCUCUCUCGCUCCCUCAGCUAUUUGCUGUUCUCAGCUGCUGGCAGCAAUGCCCCUUCCUCUUCAUCAACAGCCUUCCUCUGGCGGGCUGGCACCUGCUGUCCCCUCCGUCCCCUUGCUGGGGCUCUUGAUGCUUCUUCACAAUGCCUGGGCACUGCCUGUCCAGAGCGGUGACUUCCAGGAGGUGGUGCCAGUCUGGACCGCAUCUCCUCUGGAGGGAGAAGGGCACGUCUCUUUCUCCGUCGCUGCCUUCGGGAAGGAGUUUGCACUGCAGCUGGUCCCUGAUGCCAGCUUUUUAGCGCCUCGCCUGAAGAUCCAGCAUGUGGGAAGGAAAGAGCCUGCCAGGUCCCUUGCAGAGGAGGAUGCGGGGACGGUGCGGAGGUGCUUCUACUCAGGGACUGUGAACUGGCAGCCGGACUCUCUGGUGGCCCUCAGCCUGUGCCAGGGCAUCCAUGGCUCCUUCUUGGUAGAUGGCGACAAAUACUUGAUCCAGCCCCAAGGGGACCCCAGUGGAGAUCCUCUGCUGCAGGUCCACCAGCUGCAGAAGCAGGGAUGGUUAAAGGAGGGAGCAGGUGACAUUCCAACAAGGGAGGCCCAGGAAGACAACGCCACCACCAGAAGUAGAGCCAAGCGGUUCACGUCAGAGGCUCGCUAUGUGGAGACCCUGCUGGUAGCCGAUGCAUCCAUGGUCCAGUUCUAUGGGGAUGAGCUAAAGAAUCAUAUUCUCACUCUGAUGUCAGUGGCUGCUCAGAUCUACAAACACCCCAGCCUUAAGAACUCCAUCAGUUUGGUUGUGGUGAAGGUGUUGGUGGUAGAAGACACUAGGGAAGGCUGGAUCCAGAGGGUCUCCGGGACAAAUGGAGGGCUCCAAGUAAGCCUGAAUUUCUGCAACUGGUGCAGUGCAAUCGCUUCAACUCCUCUCUGGCAAGUGACUGCUCACCCAGAGCAUUACUCUUUCUUCACCCUUCUUGCUCUCCUUACUUAACAGGACUUCUGUGGACACCAGAGCUGCAGUACUCUCGGAGUGGCUGAGACAGGCACCAUGUGUGAUCGAAACAAAAGCCAUGUCUUGAAAGAGAAGAAUCCGCUAACCUCCACUUUUUCCUCUUCUUCCAUUUCAGGGCAUGUCCUCAGCAUGCCCCAUGAUGACUCCAAGACUUGUGAGAGGCUCUUUGGCAACUUAGGGAAGCAUCACAUGAUGGCCCCUCUCUUUAUCCAUUUAAACAAGACUCUGCCCUGGUCUCCUUGCAGUGCCAUGUACAUCACGGAGUUUCUGGACGGCGGGCAUGGUGAUUGUCUGCUAGAUGAACCUGCCAAACCCAUCGCCCUCCCCACAGACCUUCCCGGCCAAGCACCCUUGUACAACCUGGAUCAUCAGUGCCAGCAGAUCUUUGGCAAGGAGUUCCGACACUGCCCAAACACCACUCAUGAGGACAUCUGCUUGCAACUCUGGUGCAAGCUAGAGACUGGGGAGCGCCUUUGCCACACCAAAAAUGGCAGCUUGCCCUGGGCAGAUGGGACACCCUGCGGAGCAGGCAAGAUGUGUUUGGAUGGCCGCUGCAUGGCACAAGACACGGUGACACGCCAGCCUGCAGAGGAUGGAAACUGGGGUUCCUGGGGCCCAUGGGGGCCGUGUUCCAGAACCUGUGAUGGAGGAGUGCAUUUCUCCUACAGAGAUUGUAACAACCCUAUGCCUAAGAAUGGAGGAAAAUACUGUGAGGGUCAAAGGAUCAAAUAUCAGUCUUGCCGCACUGAGGAAUGCCCAUCUAACGGCAAGAGUUUUCGAGAGGAGCAGUGCGAGAAGUACAACAGCAACCGCACGGAGCUGAAUGGGAACAGGCAGGAGUGGGUCCCCAUGUACUCAGGGGUGUCACCUCGUGAUCGUUGCAAACUGUUUUGCCGGGCUAAAAGGGGGAACGAAUUCAAAGUGUUUGAGACAAAAGUGAUAGAUGGGACACUCUGUGGCCCUGAGACUUUCUCUGUUUGCGUACAUGGCCAGUGCAUCAAAGCGGGCUGUGACCACAUCAUUGAGUCACCCAAGAAGUUAGACAAGUGUGGAGUGUGUGGCGGCGACAGCUCGACUUGCCGGAAAAUAUCUGGCUCGCUUAACAAAUCCAAGUUUGGGUAUAACGACAUUGUUACAAUCCCCACUGGAGCAACUAAUAUUGAUAUCAAGCAGCGGAGCCACCGUGGGGUGAGACACGACAGCAACUAUUUGGCUUUGAAGACUCUGGAUGGCAAAUACCUCCUGAAUGGAGAUGAAGCCUUUUCAGCUAUGGAGAAAGACAUUUUGGUGAAGGGCGUCAUUCUAAAGUACAGCGGCUACCUGACCUCCGUGGAACGUCUCCAGAGUUUCCGGCAGCUCCCGGUACCCCUUGUCCUCCAACUGUUGACAGUUCCCAGUGAGAUGUUCCCUCCCAAAGUGAAGUACACCUUCUUUAUCCCUAAGGAUGUCCACUUCAACAAGCAGAAGAACAAGGAGAAGAGCACAUCCAAUGUGAUUAAACCCAUGCUCACUUCGCAGUGGGUCCUGGGUGACUGGUCUGAGUGCUCGAAGUCCUGUGGCUCCGGCUGGCAGAGACGGACAGUGGAAUGCCUAGAUGUGGAGGGGCAGGCCUCGUUGACCUGUGACAAGGCCCUCAAGCCUGAAGAUAUCAAGCCCUGCAGCGACCUCCCGUGCCCCAUCUGGCAACUGGGUUCUUGGUCCCCCUGUUCCCGAACAUGUGGAGAGGGUGUGCGGACCCGGAACGCCUUGUGCAUUGACUACGCAGGGAAAAUCACUGCCUCGGAGAAAUGCGGGUCCCCGCGGCCGCUAUCAGUAACUACCAUUUGCACACUGCGACAAGAGUGCUGAGGCACCGCAUGGGCCGAGGCGAGAUCUGAGGCAUGUAUGACAUAGGCUAACUACUAACCGAACUUGAACCGAGCUUGGUGUUGCCGAGCAAGGAUGUAGGUCAAAGGUAAAAGUGCACUAAUAGACCUGAACAGGACCCCGUUGGGUAGACCUGUUUGAAAGGGUAGUGGGCAUCACAUAACGACUCAUUUUCUGCUUUGUCUUCCUCCAAGUAGACAUCUACCUCAGUGCGGGGCAGGGGGGGAAGCAUGGGAUUUUAGACAUUUUUAAAAUAUAUAUUUUUGCAGGCUUAUAUUGAACAUCUAAGCAGAAAUAGAAAUGUGUUCUAGGCUAUUCCCAAAGAUCACCUUUUUGGGUCUCAUUGGAGGGACAUCAUCUAAGAAAACCCAUUACUCUUCAGAUACAAAGAUACCCUUUCUGAAUGUUACCAUUUUGCAUCUCCCGUUGCCACGAAAGUGGUGAUCCUCCAUGGACCUAUAAGCUUGACUUGGUAUUGGACAGUAACCUUUCUAGAUGACUUAGUGCAAGUUGUUUAACCCUAGUCUGGCCACAGUUCUUCAUGUGACUCGGGUCAGUAGGAUUCCUUCCAAAUAACUGAUUUUGCAAAUCUUGCUGCUGCACUUUAAAGCUGCGGCCAAACAAGACUCCUGAUGCAAACCUGUUCCGCAAGCUUUUGUGAGGAUUAGAGGAAGGCUUAGACAAUGCUUCAAAGGUAAAUGUGAGAACCGUCUCUCUUGAGAGGGGGUUCAUUAAGCUGUGGGCUGCAGUUUGGCUGGUGGAGAGACUUUGAUCAAAGUUUUCAAGCUAAUUGAUCGGGCACUUUUCUUCUUCGUUAAAGCAGCAUGUCCUGGGAAACAGCAUCUUCAUGUUUGCCAGUUCAGUCCCCCAAACUUUGGAGGAUACAGAAUGGGGUGUGAUCUGUCCCUCUAUUUGUUGCUUUGUAAUGGCUGCCAUUUUGGGAAGUGUAGAAUAUUCUUUUUCUAAAAAAAAAAAAAGUGUAUGUAUA